CAUCUAGAACGGUUAAAAUAAAGAUAAAAUACUAAAUGUAAAAGUGAUUAAAUAUAAUAAUAAUAAAGCUAAGAAACAAGAUUAAUUAAGAUAUAAAAAUAAUUGUAAAACAAUAAAAUAAUAAAAGUGAAAAUAUAAAGAGAAAAUGCUAAAUAAAUAACUUACAGAUUUAAAUAAAUGUGAUUUUAAUUAAAAGCUGUUAAUAAAUUAUGGAAAAUACCUUUAAGACAUAAAACAAAAACUAAAACAAUUUAAAAAAUUAAUAUAAAAUAAUUAAAAUACUCCUAAUGCAAUUAAUUAACUAUUCAUACAGAUCUAAAGAAUAAAUAAUUUGCAUAAAAUUAUUGAUAGAAAAAAUAAAUCAGUUAAUUAAAAUUGUUAUACAAUCUGCAUUUACUUAGCAAUCAAAUUUAAAUUAUUAAUAAUUUUGCCUUUAAUAUUCUUUGAAAAAAAGUCAACAAAAUGUUGUUUAAUUUAUCGCGUAAAAACUUCUUAUUCCUCUUACUAUUAAGUUCCAUUGUGAUUAUUGUCAUAAUUAUAUUCUGUACAACAACGAGUGUUAAAACAUCAUUCGAAUGUUUCAAUACGGAAGUGGAUACGAAAAAUUCAACAUUGGAAUUAGUGCAUAUUGUUUUAAGACAUGGUCCCAGAACACCAGUAGAUACUUAUCCCAAAGAUCCAUAUGCUAAUGGGGGAUUUGAGCCCACCGGUUGGGGACAUAUAACCAAUAAAGGUAAACGGGAACUAUAUGAAUUGGGAAAAUUAUUAAAUAAACGCUAUGGAAAAUAUAUGGAGCCCUACUAUACACCAGAUAGAGUUUAUGCCCAAGCUACGGCCUCUCCCAGAGCCAUGAUGACCUUGUCUACUGUAUUGGCCAGUAUGUUUCCUCCCCACAAUACACCCAUGGAAUGGCAUCCUACCCUUAAUUGGCAGCCCAUACCCAUAUUCUCUGAACCCUUGGAUCAAGAUUCAUUGCUGUUGGUGCGCACCCCCUGCCCGCGAUAUUUUGAAGCCCGUGAUGAGGUUUUCGAAUUGCCCGAGGUUAAGGCGGAAAUGUUGAAAUACCAGCCGCUGUUUAAAAAUCUAACAGAGAUAACUGGCAUGAAUAUAACAAAUGCCGAACAUAUCAAUUCACUUUAUAUAACGUUGGAGGCGGAAAGAGAUUUUGGUUUGGCCUUACCCGAUUGGACUAAAGAUUAUUUCCCCGAGAAAAUGCAAUUUUUGGCGGAGCAAAGUUAUGUUUACAAUGCCUAUACCAGAGAAAUGCAAAAAAUAAAAGGAGGACCAUUUUUAAGGAAAAUGUACGAUGAGAUGUUAAAGAAAAGGGCUCAGAAAUUGAAGCCUUUUGAUAGGAAAAUGUUUAUUUACACCGGUCACGAUUGGACAGUGGGCAAUAUAUUGUCAGCUUUGAAAAUAUGGGACAGACAAAUGCCUAGGUUUUCGGUAAUGGCCAUAUUUGAACUGCAUAAGAAUCCCAUAACUCAGGAGUACUAUGUGGAGAUCUUUUUGCGUAAUGACGAGCAAGGCUGCCUUAGACAAUUGCAAAUACCCCACUGUGAGCUUAAGUGUCCCCUGGACAAGUUGCUGCUACUUAGCCAAGAUGUCAUACCAAAUGAACCGUAUGCACAACGUUGUGCGGCCAAAAAUAGUAACUUCAUUGAGCCACCACCAAGGCUGAUUGAUCAGUAACUUGUAGCUGAUCACUUGCAAACAUUAAAGAGCUGGCCUUGUACAUAGCAAACCAACCAACCACCCUAUAAUUAGUUAUAA
Messenger RNA from Calliphora vicina (urban bluebottle blowfly), 1770 nucleotides. Its product is annotated as venom acid phosphatase Acph-1-like. The coding region runs from base 463 to 1689 and encodes 408 amino acids. Gene Ontology annotation, molecular function: phosphatase activity. NCBI's taxonomy places the organism in Eukaryota, Metazoa, Arthropoda, Insecta, Diptera, Calliphoridae. The record is from RefSeq and is a predicted model, not a curated record. Gene Ontology annotation, biological process: dephosphorylation. The transcript is spliced from 5 exons.